AUGGCCGACGAUAAAAUGAGUGCAGAGAAAGACGAAGUUCAGGCUUCUGAAGAGGAAACAGGGGUUGUAGCCCAAAGUGGAUCUGUCGAAGAAAAUGUGGUUCAGAAUCAAGACCAAGAAGCUGAACAGCGGCCAGCUCAAGGGAAUCGCUUGAAUUUUUGGGGUGUCAUAAAGACCCUUGCAUUUAGGAUGAUUUUUAUCUAUGGUCUUAGCAGCUUGUUUAGACGCUCACCAGCACCAACAACAGAGAGUGGGAUGGUACAAGAACCUUCAUCAAACUUAUUUCCUAAGGGUUUAAUCAUGGAUAUGCAUGCUUAUGUGUCAGAAAAUGAAGUAUUUACUGAUUUCAACAACUCUAAAGCAGUGUUCUGGGUCCAAAAAGGCCUUUCUUAUGGUGAUUGGAUAGCUGGUCCAGCAGGUGAUGGCUCUUUUGAAAAAAAAGGACAGAUCACUUUGUCAGAGUCUAUGAUGAAUAAUGGUUCCAUUUAUUUACAUGUGUAUUUCACAAAGUCUGGUGUUGCUCCAAAUGCUAAGGAUUCUGGAUUCUCACAUAACCUUAAAGCAUAUGCUUUCAAAAAAUUGAACAAAUACAAAAAAAGGAAGUUUCAUGAUACUGUCAAUCUCCUGACUGGUGAAACUGAGGCUCAUCCAACACUUAUUAAGAAAGCAAAUUCUUCCUCUUAUGAGAUACUUUCUCACUGGCAUCCAAACCUAACAAUUAACCUUUUGGAUGAUCAUUCUUCUUGGGUCAAAGGUCAUGUACCUCCUCCACUCGAUGAAUAUGUUAUUUUCCAGCCUGGCACAAAUAAUUACUAUCCUGUUAUUUUCUUCAAUGAUUAUUGGAAUCUGAACAGUGAUUAUAUGCCAAUUAAUGAAACUACACGAAUUCUGAAUUUGACUCUGACAUACAGUCCCAUUUCAUUGUUCCGAUGGCAGUUAUAUGCAGCACAAAACAUGAGAAACAAAUGGUAUUCUGUUUUGGGAAUGAAUUUGGUUGAAGAAGGAGAGGAAGAGCAAGAUUCUGUUAAGAUUGCCUUCUUAGAAACAAAUCCAUAUCUUUUGGCUAUUACUGUGAUUGUAUCCAUUGUUCACAGUGUAUUUGAAUUCCUGGCAUUCAAAAAUGAUAUCCAAUUUUGGAAGAGUCGCAAAUCAUUGGAAGGCCUCUCUGUUCGUUCAGUGUUCUUCAAUGUAUUCCAGUCAGUUGUGGUUGUUCUUUAUGUUCUGGACAAUGAGACAAAUAUGAUAGUCAAGAUAAGUGUGAUCAUUGGAUUGGCAAUAGAGAUUUGGAAGAUCCAGAAAGUUUUGGAUAUAUCAUUGGACAGAGAACAUAAGAUUUUUGGACUUUUGCCCAAGCCAGUUUUUAAGGAAAAAUCUACAUAUAUAGAGUCAGCAACCAAAAAGUAUGACAUGGUUGCAUUCAAAUAUUUAUCUUGGGGUUUAUUCCCUCUGUUAGCAAUCUAUGCUGUUUAUUCAUUAAUAUAUAAUGAACAUAAAGGAUGGUAUUCAUUUUCAUUAAGUAUGUUGUAUGGAUUUUUACUAACAUUUGGUUUCAUCAUGAUGACUCCACAAUUGUUCAUUAACUACAAGAUGAAGUCUGUUGCCCAUCUGCCCUGGAGAAUGUUAACCUACAAAGCCCUGAACACAUUCAUUGAUGAUAUUUUUGCAUUUGUCAUCAAAAUGCCAACAUUGUACAGAUUAGGUUGCUUUAGAGAUGAUAUUGUAUUUUUUAUCUACCUCUACCAACGCUAUAUUUAUCGUGUUGACCCAAAACGUGUAAAUGAGUUUGGCACCAGCCAGGAAAUGCUUGAGCAGAAUGGAAGUGUUGUGAAGGCAGAUGAAGGACAAAGAGAAAUUAAAUCAAACUCUGAGAAAAAGAAUGAUUAG
Acanthosepion pharaonis is the source of this 1884-nucleotide messenger RNA. The record is from the annotation of a GenBank genome assembly. NCBI's taxonomy places the organism in Eukaryota, Metazoa, Mollusca, Cephalopoda, Sepiida, Sepiidae.